This is a messenger RNA of Stegostoma tigrinum, 2071 nucleotides long. It is a transcript of the gene psip1a, whose product is annotated as PC4 and SFRS1 interacting protein 1a. Gene Ontology annotation, biological process: regulation of transcription by RNA polymerase II. Lineage: Eukaryota; Metazoa; Chordata; Chondrichthyes; Orectolobiformes; Stegostomatidae. The transcript is spliced from 15 exons. Gene Ontology annotation, cellular component: nucleus. The coding region runs from base 290 to 2002 and encodes 570 amino acids. The record is from RefSeq and is a predicted model, not a curated record. Gene Ontology annotation, molecular function: transcription coregulator activity; double-stranded DNA binding.
GAGCGCGCGGACGUCCGCCGGCCGUUGGAACGCGCUCUGCAGCCGGCUGCAGGUUCCCAGGGGCGGGCACGCGCUCCGGAACCGCACGCGAGUAGAACGUCCCCGGGAAGAGCACGCGCUUCAUCAGCGCCGCCAGCGAGGAAAAAAGAAGCAAAGGCGGCAGCAGCAGCAGCACCACCAACAACAAUAACAAGAAGCGGCCGAGGCCUUUCGCUGCACCCGUGCAGGUUGGCGGCGUGAACUCCCAAUCCUUUUCCUUUUACACCCUUCCCACCAUCCCGAAGAGGCCAUGACUCGCGAGUAUAAAGCCGGGGAGUUGAUUUUCGCCAAGAUGAAGGGUUACCCUCACUGGCCCGCCAGGAUUGAUGAUUUUGCUGAUGGAGCAGUAAAGUCUUCAACAAAUAAAUAUCCCAUUUUCUUCUUUGGAACUCAUGAGACUGCCUAUUUGGGCCCACGAGACAUAUAUCCAUAUGAAGAAAACAAGGAAAAAUAUGGGAAGCCCAACAAGAGAAAAGGUUUCAACGAGGGACUGUGGGAAGUUGAAAAUAACCCAACGGUUAAAUUUCUUGGUCAACAAGGUUCUAAUAAACGAGCUCGCAAGUUGUCAACUGAUAAAGAUGCUGAAGAGGGGAAGGAAACAGGUGUAUCAAAUCUGGGUAAAGAGGAGUCUGAUGCUGCAAGUUCACCAGAGUUUGACAAGCAUAGCGAUGAUGAGACUACUACAAAGAAAGCUGCGGUAAUGGAACCUCCAAAGAAAGGUGCCAAGAGAGGACGAAAGAGAAAGAUUGAACAAGUAGAUGUCGGUUCAGAGUCUGAAGCCGAAAAGCAGAGCACCAAGCGGAAGAAACAAGACGUUGAGGUGAAGACUCCAAAACCCAGAGGAAGGCGACCCAAAGUCAUGGUGAUGGCUGCACGCUCAGGCGAUGAAAGUGAGAAUGAUGGUAUGAACAAAGCUGAGGUGAAGAAGGCAGCCUUGGAAGAAAAGCGAAAGAAGCAACAUGAGCAGAAGAAAGUGAAGGAGGAGGAGGAGAAGAAAGAGGAUAAAAAGAGUGACAAACCAAAAAAAGAACUUGUUAAAAAGGAAGGAAAGAAGGACCAUGCAGAACCCAAGAGGAGGAGAAGCACCAAGACCAAGUCAACUUCAGAGACUGAAGAGGAGGAACCAGAAGAUGGAGAAGAGAAAAGCAAGAAAACGAAAUGGGAUGCUGCUAACAGACGGAAUCUAAUGAAAAAGCAAAAUGAAAGGGAGCAGGAAGAAAAACUGUGCAAAGUGGAGGAGAGCAAAAAAGAUGAGCAGCAAACGAAAGAGGACAAAGAAGGAAAGAAAGAAGAAAAACUCAACUUCAAGAAAAUAGAGAAAAAGAGAGAAAUGUCAAUGGAAUUGAGACUUCAGAAGUUGCACAGUGAAAUUAAAUUAUCCCUGAAGAUCGACAAGCCUGAUGUGAAAAAAUGUAUUGAGACCUUAGAUGAACUUGCGGCACUCCAGGUUACUCCACAGCAUCUGCAGAAACACAGUGAACUGAUUGCAACACUUAAGAAGAUGCGAAAUUACAAAGCUUGUCAAGACAUCAUGUUCAAGGCAGAUAUGAUCUACAACAAAUUCAAAUCCAUGUUCUUGGUUGGUGAAGGUGAUUCUGUGAUUGCACAAGUACUAAAUAAAUCUCUUGCUGACCAGCGGCAACAUGAGGAAGCAGUUAAGGCACGAGAGCAAGAGAAGAAAAAUGAUCAAGUGGAAACUAACAAGAAAGCUGACAAUACAGAGGAACAACUGACAGCUGCUAAAGCUUUAAAUGGAGAAGUUGUACCACAGGAUGCAGAGAAUGACCACACUUUGAAACGGGCAGAAAACAAACCCAGUGAUGAGAAGAAAAAUAAAUCUGAUGCUGUGCAGCCACCACAGAACAGUGAACUGCAUCAGUCUGAUGCCUCGCAGUUGGCAAAACAACCGUCAGCCAAUUCCGAGGCUGAGCAGAUGGAGACUGGACCAGGAGCUGAAAGCUGAGUAGCUCCAAUUUGCGAACUGCCACCAGAUUUAAAAUGUAGUGCCUAGCACAGGCAUUGUUAGUGGGGG